This is a messenger RNA of Kuraishia capsulata CBS 1993, 1896 nucleotides long. RefSeq lists its product as uncharacterized. The coding region runs from base 1 to 1896 and encodes 631 amino acids. Gene Ontology annotation, cellular component: nucleus. The transcript is spliced from 2 exons. Gene Ontology annotation, biological process: DNA-templated transcription. Gene Ontology annotation, molecular function: DNA binding; zinc ion binding. Lineage: Eukaryota; Fungi; Ascomycota; Pichiomycetes; Pichiales; Pichiaceae. The record is from RefSeq and is a predicted model, not a curated record.
AUGAGAGUGACUUUGGUAAGUAUUUUUCUGGAGUUUGCGAUGAUGGCUCGGAAAUCAAAAUGUGUACACGAAGGAACUGCCCCAUGCAGGUUCUGCUCACUCAAAGGGAAUAGAUGUGUGCUGGAACUCCCUCACCGUGUAAAGUUGGGAGCACACAGCACCAAGCCGGCGAAGUCUUAUGACAGCCCGAGACAGACCCCAGCCACUUUUAACUGGCACGAGGAAAUAGACGAACCGCCUCGUGAUGAAGCACCAUCCUCGAAGGUAUCCAAAGAAACGCUUAGGGAGGCCAUUGAACGAAUAAGCUACAUUUUUCCGGAAUUUUUUUUCAUCCACAAACCCAGUCUUUUAUUCUCAGCAGACGGGCAGAACUCGCUGAUUUCCAACACCAUCCUGGCGCUGUGCGGAUUUUUCGCACCAAUCGAAAACGACCCAUUUUUGGGUUUAUCAAGCCCACAAGUUCGCGACGAGGUAUACUCCAAGUAUGUUCUGGAGAAGAUUUUUUUUCUGGAUGGAGGAUUGCUCUUGAGCACUCCGAAGCUAGAGGUUGCACAGAGUCUGCUUAUGAUGUCCAUACAUGAAUGGGGAAAAGGUCGCAAUUACAGCAGCUGGAUGGUAUAUGGAAUCUCCACCAAGAUUUUGCAGGCACUGGAGUUCCACAAUGCAACGGAAACUACAAAAAAUGCGUACGAGUAUGAGGUACUUAUUCGGACCUUUUGGUCCUCGUUCUGUGUUGACAGAAUAAUAUCAUCUGGUAAAAACCGGUCCUAUACCUACCUGAUCAAGGAUGUUGCCCAUGUUCCAUUGCCCUCGCCAGACGCUGAUUUUAUGUAUAUGAACCCAGAAGAUUCACAUGUCGCGGUGAUAUCCGAUAUCACUCUAGCAAACUUCUCCCAAAUUCCUCUUGCCGAAAGAAACCAGAUUCUUAUUUACUACAUCAAAAUAUUUCAGAUCUGGGGGGACAUAUCAAAAUGGUUAUUCAAUGGAGGACGUCGUACUGAGCAGAAAGAUCCCUGGGCCGAGGACUCUUUUGUUUUCCAGUCAUUCAUAGCAUUGAAGGAAUGGAAAGAGCUUUUGCCUUCGUCAUUUCAGUGGUCGGUUCAUGCUUUUAGGGUAAACCAGACAGUCAAAACUCACGUACUAUUUGCCACAACCCACUUGGUAUACAACCUCUGCAUUAUUUAUCUGAACCGGGAAUACAUACCUUUCCUCCCACACUCAACACCCUUCCCGCAAGGACCAUAUGAGCCUCCAUUGCUGAACCCGCCUACAGACCCCGAAUAUUGGAAAAUUCAUGCGUCAGAUCUCUUUGCUGCUGCUAAGAACAUGGCACUUAUUGCAUCACAGCUGGAGGCUCUCAAUGAUCCCGUUGAGGGCAUUCAAGAUGUUCCCUUUCUGUCAAAUUGUUAUUUCUUCUGUGCUACAGUAUGUCUCUAUGCAUGCAAAUUUCCCUGGCUGAACCCAGAGAAUAAUCCUGAAGAGCAUGAGUUCUUCGCUAAUGAGCUUAUGUCUUACCUUCAAAAAAGAAUUGGAAUUUCACCACUGUCGGCAAAUUGGCUGACGGUACUUGACCAACUCAAGGAGCUAUAUGGUUUCGUGACACACGAUCUGGAGAGGGCAAGACGGUUAAACAUCGGCAGAGACUAUUUUCUCAAAUUGGAAGAUUCGGUGCAGGCAGUGAACUCUGAUGUUCCUCCUCCUAUAAGAGAUGUCCCCGGGGUGGGUGAUUACCUCAGGAAAGAAGAAAGCAACAACAAAAGGCCGGGAUCUGUCCCAAUGAUGGAAGAUUACAGUCACAGAAGAGCUCCUGAAUCGUCAGAUCUUUUCCUGAUAGGCUCGGAUCAGUCUGCGCAUGAAUUCUUGACGCUCUUCCUUCAGACCAUCACUACCACCUGA